Morus notabilis is the source of this 1818-nucleotide messenger RNA. Its product is annotated as polyadenylate-binding protein RBP47C. Gene Ontology annotation, molecular function: mRNA binding. The transcript has 6 exons. Gene Ontology annotation, cellular component: cytosol. The record is from RefSeq and is a predicted model, not a curated record. The coding region runs from base 212 to 1483 and encodes 423 amino acids. Lineage: Eukaryota; Viridiplantae; Streptophyta; Magnoliopsida; Rosales; Moraceae.
CCCUAACCGUCUUUCCUUCUUUUCCUUCUCUUCUGCUCCUCAGCCUCCCCCUCUCUCUCCUCUUCUCUUUAUCUCUCUAGUAACACCAAGAAUAAAGUAAGAGUUUUCCUUGGCUAUAUAUAUAUAUAGAUAUAGAAAUAUAUAGCUUAGUUUCAUAUAUAUAUAUAUAUAGUGGAGUAUAUAUAUAGAUAGAGAGAGAGUAGCGGGGAAGAUGCAAUCGAACGGCUCUGAUUCGACGCAGCAGGAGCAGAAUCAAAAGCAGCCGACGGCGGCGGCGCCGCCUCAGUGGAUGGCGAUGCAGUAUCCGGCGACGGCGAUGGUAAUGCAGCACCAGAUGAUGCCGCCGCCGCCGCAUCAUCAGCACUACGCGGCUCCGCCGCCGCCGCAGCACUACAUGGCGGCGGCGUACCACCACCCCUACCACCACGGCCACCAGCAGCAGCAGCAGCAGACGGGAUCUGGUGGCGGCGCCGAUAACAAGACUCUCUGGGUCGGCGAUUUGCAUCACUGGAUGGACGAGAAUUACCUCCACUCCUGUUUCGCUAACACGGGAGAGAUUGCUUCCAUCAAGAUUAUUCGCAAUAAGCAAACUGGUUUGUCCGAGGGCUAUGGAUUUGUGGAAUUCUUUUCACAUGCAACGGCUGAUACAGUUCUGCAGAGUUAUAGUGCCAUGCCAAUGCCUAACAUAGACCAGCCCUUCCGUCUGAACUGGGCGUCAUUUAGCACCGGGGAAAAGCGCUCAGAUAAUAACGCUUCCGAUCUUUCGAUAUUUGUAGGAGAUUUAGCUGCAGAUGUUACAGAUAGUUUAUUGCUUGAAACUUUUUCCAGUAAAUUUCCAUCUGUUAAAGCUGCAAAAGUUGUCUUUGAUGCCAGUACUGGCCGUUCAAAGGGUUAUGGUUUUGUGAGGUUUGGAGAUGAUAAUGAAAGGUCACAAGCCAUGUCUGAAAUGAAUGGUGUUUAUUGUUCAAGCAGGCCCAUGCGCAUCGGUGCUGCGACUCCUAGGAAGUCAUCUGGAUAUCACAAUGGAGGGUAUGCAUCAAAUGGUGCAUCAACACAAGGCUUCCAAUCUGAUGGAGAUUCUUCAAACACAACAAUAUUUGUCGGAGGACUUGACCCUAGUGUUAUUGAUGAAGAUCUAAGGCAGCCUUUCUCUCAGUACGGUGAGAUUGUCUCUGUAAAAAUCCCAACUGGAAAAGGGUGUGGAUUUGUGCAAUUUGCCAAUAGAAAUAAUGCAGAGGAGGCAUUGCAAAAGCUGAAUGGAACAGUAAUUGGCAAGCAAACAGUGCGCCUUUCAUGGGGACGCAAUCCCGCAAAUAAGCAGUACAGAGGUGAUUUUGGCAACCAAUGGGGUGGGGCUUACUAUGGAGGACAAGUUUACGAUGGAUAUGGAUAUGCUCUGCCACCACCUCAUGAUCCAAGCAUGUAUGCUGCGUCAUAUGGAGCUUAUCCCCUGUAUGGAAGCCAUCAGCAACAAGUGAACUGAUCGAAUAUGCCGUGUUAUGGCAGCCUACGGCGAACGAGUGAAAUGUAGCAGUGUGAUUUGUCCGAGCUUUGGAUUCGAUCAAGGAGUAGUUCUAGUAGUUUGGUAAUCAAAUUAUAUCACAAGUCUUAGAGUCUGCAAUUAUCUGUCACGACUUGCUUGGUGCUGUAGAAGGAAUCCUUAUUAAUAUUCCCUCCUGACAAGGAGUGGACUGAAUUUUGUCAAAGUUAGGUAGCAUUAGAUAAGGAUUUGGUCAAUAAUCUUAGCUUAGGCUCUUUGGAUUUGAAGACAAAAUUUAUUGGAAUGCAUGGCCUCUGAGAAUAUUGUUUGUGGCAACA